CAGUGGCACGCGCGCGCGUGUUGAUGAAGAAAUACACACAGCAGUUUGGUUGGCACGCUCCAGUGAACUACUAGCUUAAAAUACACCGAGGGCGUUGACUUUAAUCAAAAGCUGCUAAAAGAGGCUGUUCCUCUGUGAUGGUAAAGAACCACACAAGGUCAAAGGUGAAGACAGAGAGAGGUUAAAUUCCUGGAGGGAGGCGGGUGUGUCUUUAAUUUACCUAAACACUGUCAGUUACCGUUGGAAGUUGCUCCGUAAUUUGAAGGAAAACACAGCAAAGUUGCAAACGUUGACGUUCGUGGUUAUAAAUCAGAUUUCACCGAGGUUUUGGAUCACUUGUCGUUGUUUUCAUGUGGAAAUAGAUCGGUUGUUGGAUUCGGACGGUCACGUUUGACGUUUGAAGAGGAUUUUCAGGAGAUUUACCUGACACUGGGAACAGCAUCAGAUCUGGAGAGGUUUUUGAGGUUCCCUGAGGUCCCUUGAGAUGGAAGAGCAGGUGAAUCCAUUGGAGAAAGACCACGCUCUGUCUGUGGUUCUGCCGGGGGGGCUGGAGCAGAAUGCCACAGUGCAUGGAAGUAAACCAGUAAUGGACUUACUGGUGACCCUUUGUGCAAGUUACCACCUGAAUCCGUCAGACUACACUGUUGAGGUUCUCUCAACCAACAAGAACAACAUCAGCUUCAAACCAAACUCUCCCAUUGGCUCACUAGAAGCGGACACUAUUGUGCUGAAGCCCAAAGGGUUGGAGGAAAAGAUCAGGAGGCCGUACAUGCCAGAGGCAUCUGUACGUCUGUUGAUCAACUACAAUAAGUCCCAUAAGGCCGUGGUGCGAGUGAAUCCCCGAGUGCCACUUGAGAUGCUGCUGCCAGUGGUGUGUGACAAGUGCGAGUUCAAAGUAGAAACAACCAUCUUACUGAGAGACUCUGAGUCCAAAGAGCCGCUGGACCUGACCAAGACCUUAAAUGACCACGGACUGAGGGAAGUGUUUGCGAAAGACACAGCUGGUAAGGAGCGUAUUGACCAUCAACAACAACCCAAGACACCUGAAGCAGCUGUCACGCCAACAGAGGUCAUCUCACCACCUCCACUACAAGGCCUGCCAAAGAAGGACAAGAACCAGAAGGAGAACACAGGGUUUCUCAGCUUAUUCAGAAGAAGGAAGAAAAAACCUGAAAUGGAAGGGGCAGUGAGUGCCCCAGCUUCUCCUGGUUUCAACAAACAAGUGGGAGUCAGUAUGAAUGCGCAGGGCGUUUCCUCCUCUAACACCCUGCCAGCAGAUACGCCCAAGAAGAGACGAGCCCCUCAGCCACCCAUGGGUGCAUCACAGAGCGUCCCCAACAACCUCAGCGCCUGUCAUCUAAGAGGAUCGCAGAGGUCUGCAGAAUUAAGGAGUACCAAGAGGAGGGCCCCACCCCCUCCCUGUGCAAACACCAACCAGAAGCUGCAGGCUGACACAGAGGUUAAAGGGACUGUAGGCUCCCUGAACACUGUGGAGGAGCUCAGAGAAAGUGAUGAGUCAGACUCUGUAAACCCAUCACUAUCCUCAUCUUCAUCACCACAUCCAUCACAACCGCAGUCGUCAUCCUCCUCACGUCCAUCAUUUGCUUAUCUCCAUGAAGUGGCUGAUCCAUAUCUGCCUUCGUUUCGAGGGAAAGACUUAUCUGACGCCCGCUGUGCUCUUGCCAAAGUCUUGACCUCCUCUAUUUCCAAAGGAACACUGCUCAAGCGUUUGAGGAAUUCUGCCACCUUCCCAAAACUCUACAACAGCUCCUUCUCCAUGUCCAUGACUCCGAGGUGUUCAGAUAAUGGGGUUUUCUGCGCAGAACUUGAAUCUGUUUUAACACCCAACCUCCCCGCUGAGCCUGACUGGGAGGAUCCCUUACAGAGGAAAGGAAUGACCACGUUUAAAGUGGUUCCCUUGAAGAAACAGAAGUCCGAUGAUCCAGAAGUCACCCAGGAUGUUCCAGAUCAGAUAACAGUAGAAGAUAACCCUGAAAGUGAAGCGUCUCCUGAGGUCUGGAAAAAUCAAACUGAGACUGAGGAGGAUCCAUGUUCUCCUGACAGAUCAGAGGCCGAAUCACCUUUGCAGAGUCCAGAACCCUCUUCUCAGGAGAUUCAGGCUUCUGACAGGCCAGCUUCUCUUCCACCUCCACUUGAUUUAGACAAUCAGGAUUGUCCGGGCUCACCUCUUUCUGAGGUUGAAAAGCAGAAGGAAGAGGAAGAACCUGAAGCCACAUCUGAGGUGAUACUAGCAGCACCGUCCUACUGCAGUGAUGGAGAACUUCCCAGUGAUAGUCAGAUCGACUCAGAGGAUCAGAGUGAAUUUCUUCAAAGCCCCAAUGGACAGUCUGUAAAUACAGACAUGGACCAUUGUGGUUCAUACGCUGAUGAGAAUGGAGUUGAGGAGGAAGUGGUGGUGGUAGAAGAAGAAGAGGAGGAGGAGGAAGAAGAAGAAGACAGUUUCCCUCCCCCUCCUCCACCUGUCUUCUUUAACGAAGAUAUAGAAGUUAUGGAGGAGGGGAGAGAAGAUACUACAGCUUCCUCUCAGCCACAAAGUCCUACCUCCAAUGGGCAAACUAUUGCAUUCAGCGAGGACCAUCAAAAUGAGCCUACUACAGCCGUGCCUGACCAGUCUGCAGCUGCACCAAAACCUCUGGACGACAUGAGUGUGGCCCCAUCCAGAUUUGCACAGGCAGUAGCGUUGGCCGUGCAGAGGUCCCACCUCCAGAGUCGUGGGAAAGGUUUAGGCCCUCAGGCCCCCAGUGGUCCACACAGUGCACUUCCCUCACCACCCAGGUCUACAUACCAGUACGGUGCCUGACUGGCUUCCUCACACAUCUUUGAAUGGAAGUCUUUGUUUAGGGUCAGGAUUCAGAGCUGACGGAGGACACCUGAGUCAGCAUGUGAGCUCCAAAUAACUUAAAAGGUCAGCUGAAUAAUUGCGAAGUAGACGAACUGCAUCAGUUUUAUGACUAGAAGCAACUGACUUUUCUGUGAUUUGUUUUUAUUUUUUUGCCUUUUUUAUUUUUGUGCAAGACACCAAGACUUUUCUGUUCACAGGUUGAACAUAAACAUGUUCUGUUGUCAAGUAAGCCAAAUGUACAGGACAUGAGUUGUUGAACUGAAAAUGUCCUGUUUUUUCUUUACUUCCUUUUAAAUUUUCAUUGAAGAUGUGCCAAGGCGGACACAACGCUGACGUGAGAGUUUUUUUUGUUUGUGUAAAACAAAAGAAAUGCUGUACUCACAAUAAUAGGCUUAUUCUGGGUUUGUGCUGGAAUGUAUUGUCCCCCUCAGGGUGUACAUUUGUAUGCUUUAAGAUGUGAAGAAUGCAGUAAAACUCAUGAACUUGG
Messenger RNA from Siniperca chuatsi (mandarin fish), 3350 nucleotides. Its product is annotated as cordon-bleu protein-like 1. Lineage: Eukaryota; Metazoa; Chordata; Actinopteri; Centrarchiformes; Sinipercidae. The transcript is spliced from 10 exons. The coding region runs from base 485 to 2821 and encodes 778 amino acids. Gene Ontology annotation, molecular function: actin monomer binding. The record is from RefSeq and is a predicted model, not a curated record.